GGACUUCAAAAUGAGUGUCCCUGACUAUAUGCAGUGUGCCGAGGACCACCAGACUCUGCUUGUGGUGGUCCAGCCUGUUGGCAUUGUCUCUGAAGAGAACUUCUUCAGGAUCUACAAGAGGAUUUGCUCCGUGAGUCAGAUCAGCGUGCGGGACAACCAGCGAGUGCUCUAUAUCCGCUAUAGGCACCACUACCCACCAGAAAACAAUGAGUGGGGUGACUUCCAGACCCACCGCAAGGUCGUGGGCCUCAUCACCAUCACAGACUGCUUCUCGGCCAAGGACUGGCCACAGACCUUCGAGAAGUUCCACGUGCAGAAGGAGAUCUACGGCUCCACGCUGUACGACUCCCGGCUCUUUGUCUUUGGGCUGCAGGGGGAGAUUGCAGAGCAGCCCCGUACGGACGUGGCCUUCUACCCCAACUACGAGGACUGCGAGACUGUGGAGAAGAGAAUUGAGGACUUCAUUGAAUCUCUCUUCAUUGUGCUUGACUCCAAGCGUCUGGACAGAGCCACAGACAAGUCUGGGGAUAAGAUCCCCCUUCUCUGUGUCCCGUUUGAGAAAAAGGACUUUGUAGGAUUGGACACAGACAGUAGACAUUACAAGAAGCGGUGCCAAGGACGCAUGCGAAAACACGUGGGGGAUUUAUGCCUUCAGGCGGGGAUGCUGCAGGACUCCUUGGUGCAUUACCACAUGUCGGUGGAACUUCUCCGUUCAGUGAAUGACUUUCUGUGGCUUGGAGCUGCCCUUGAAGGGUUGUGUUCAGCUUCUGUCAUCUAUCACUAUCCUGGUGGGACCGGUGGUAAGAGUGGAGCUCGGAAGUCCCAGGGCAGCUCGCUCCCUGCUGAAACAGCCAACAGACACCGACCAGGGGCACAAGAAGUUCUCAUUGAUCCAGGUGCGCUCACUACCAAUGGCAUAAAUCCCGACACCAGUGCUGAAAUCGGACGUGCUAAGAACUGUCUUAGCCCUGAAGACAUAAUCGACAAAUAUAAAGAGGCCAUUUCUUAUUACAGCAAGUAUAAGAAUGCUGGCGUGAUUGAAUUGGAAGCGUGUGUCAAAGCGGUACGUGUCCUUGCGAUUCAGAAGCGGAGCAUGGAAGCCUCAGAGUUUCUUCAGAAUGCAGUUUACAUUAAUCUUCGACAGCUUUCUGAGGAAGAAAAAAUCCAGCGAUACAGCAUCCUGUCUGAGCUCUACGAACUGAUCGGCUUCCAUCGCAAGUCAGCGUUCUUCAAGCGCGUGGCUGCCAUGCAGUGCGUGGCCCCGAGCAUCACGGAACCCGGGUGGAGGGCCUGCUACAAACUCCUCCUGGAGACGCUUCCUGGCUACAGUCUGUCGUUGGAUCCAAAAGACUUCAACAGAGGCACCCACCGAGGCUGGGCUGCUGUCCAGAUGCGUUUGCUCCAUGAGUUGGUCUAUGCCUCCCGAAGAAUGGGGAACCCAGCUCUCUCUGUCAGACACCUGUCCUUCCUCUUGCAGACCAUGCUGGACUUCUUGUCAGACCAGGAAAAGAAAGACGUGACUCAAAGCCUAGAGAACUAUACCUCCAAGUGUCCUGGGACCAUGGAGCUCAUCACCCUGCCAGGCGGCCUCACCCUGCCCCCAGUUCCCUUUACCAAGCUGCCCAUCGUCAGGCGUGUGAAACUGUUGAACCUUCCUGCCAGCCUGCGGCCACACAAAAUGAAAAGCUUGCUGGGUCAGAACGUGUCGGCCAAGAGUCCCUUCAUCUAUUCACCAAUUAUCGCGCACAACCGUGGAGAAGAGCGGAACAAGAAAAUAGAUUUCCAGUGGGUUCAAGGAGAUGUCUGUGAAGUUCAGCUGAUGGUAUAUAACCCAAUGCCAUUUGAACUUCGAGUUGAAAAUAUGGGGCUCCUCACCAGCGGAGUGGCGUUUGAGUCUCUCCCCGCAGCACUCUCCCUUCCGGCUGAGUCGGGCCUGUACCCAGUCACGCUUGUUGGAGUCCCACAGACGACUGGCACAAUUACUGUGAAUGGUUACCAUACCACAGUCUUUGGUGUUUUCAGUGACUGUUUGCUGGACAACCUCCCAGGAAUAAAAACCAGUGGCUCCACGGUCGAAGUCAUUCCUGCUUUACCAAGACUACAGAUCAGUACUUCUCUGCCCAGAUCUGCACAUUCAUUGCAACCCUCUUCCGGUGAUGAAAUAUCUACUAAUGUAUCUGUCCAGCUUUACAAUGGAGAAACUCAGCAACUUAUCGUUCAACUGGAAAAUAUUGGAAUGGAACCAUUGGAGAAACUGGAAGUCACCUCAAAAAUCCUCACCACCAAAGAAAAAUUGUACGGUGACUUCUUGAGCUGGAACCUAGAGGAAACCCUUGCCCAGUUUCCUCUGCAGCCUGGGAAGGUGGCCACUUUCACCAUCAACAUCAAGGUGAAGCUGGAUUUCUCUUGCCAGGAGAACCUCCUCCAGGAUCUGAGUGACGAUGGAAUCAGUGUGAGUGGCUUUCCUCUGUCCAGUCCUUUUCGACAAGUCGUUCGGCCCCGAGUGGAGAGCAAACCUAUGAAUCCAUCUGAGAGCAGCAAAGCUGGUGACUUCAGCCAUGUGAAGACCCUGGAAGCUAUCCUGAAUUUCAAAUACUCUGGAGGCCCGGGCCACAUGGAAGGAUAUUACAGGAACCUCUCCCUGGGGCUGCAUGUAGAAGUUGAGCCAUCUGUGUUUUUCACCCGAGUCAGUACUCUCCCAGCAACCAGCACCCGGCAGUGCCACCUGCUCCUGGACGUCUUCAACUCCACUGAGCACGAGCUGACAGUCAGUGCCAAGAGCAACGAAGAGCUUGUCCUGCAUGCCGGCGAGUGCCAGCGAAUGGCAAUUCAAGUGGACAAGUUCAACGUUGAGAGUUUCCCAGAAUCCCCUGGGGAGAAGGGGCAAUUUGCAAAUUCAAAGCAGCUGGAAGAAGAGAGGCAAGAGGUGCGAGGCAUGGAGAUCAGCAGCAAACUGGACAUCCACUGGGGGAUCCCCUCUCUGAAACGCAGCGGUGAGGCGAGUGUGGAAGGACUCCUGAACCAGCUCGUCCUGGAGCACCUGCAGCUGGCUCCUCUACAGUGGGAUGUGCUAGUGGAUGGACAGCUGUGUGACCGUGAGGAAGCAGCGGCCUGCCAGGUGGGCGACCCAGUGCGUCUGGAGGUGCGGCUGACCAACCGGAGCCCAUGCAGCGUGGGGCCCUUCGCCCUCACCGUGGUCCCCUUCCAGGACCACCAGAAUGGCGUGCACAACUACGACCUGCAUGACACCAUCUCCUUCGUGGGCUCCAGCACCUUCUACCUGGAUGCGGUGCAGCCGUCAGGCCAGUCGGCCUGCCUCGGGGCCCUCCUCUUCCUCUACACGGGCGACUUCUUCCUCCACAUCCGGUUCCAUGAGGACAGCACGAGCAAGGAGCUGCCACCUUCGUGGUUCUGCCUGCCCAGCGUGCAUGUGCGCGCCCUGGAGGCACAGGCCUGAGCCUGCCCUGGUCCCUGUUCCUGACCCAGCCUGGCCCCCCACCCUGUGCUGGGCAAGGUCUUCCCUGCAGCUCCUUUCUCCUCCUCGCCCUCGUGCCUCCGCCCAGCCCUCUCCUCCCCUUUCUCGCGCAGCAUCUGUUCUGGGCUGAGCAGGACCUGCAGACACGGCAGCCUCACCCCCUUUCCCCACUGUUUACCCGGCCCCCCCACAAAGGCUGUAGUUGACUAAACCCCAGAGGAUAGAACCUACCCAGCCCAGGUCCAGGGGCCCCUGCACCUGCUCCCAUGACCUGGGGACCCCAGCCCUGCUCUGCUGCUCCCACCCCUUUGGCUGUAGGAAGAAAAGGUGAGCAUGUGGGUGGGCCCAGCCCAGUGGGCCUGGGGAGCUCCCCUCCCUCCCUUGGCCCUUGGAAUGCCAUGAGGGCUAGUUCUUUUUCUAGAGGCUCCUGUGGGCAGCCCAGGCAGGAGAGAUGGCACCGUGGGUGGUCGUGUGUGGAUGACACCAAGAGGGACCAUCUGCUCACAGCAGGCAAAUGUCCAGGCCUGUGCCAGGUGUUCUGAAGCCCACGGAUGUUUGCACUCUCACCCCGGGCUGGGCUCUAGGUGCCGUGGCCUGUGUGUGUCUAUGUCUGUACCGAGUACUUCAAUAAAA
This is a messenger RNA of Propithecus coquereli (Coquerel's sifaka), 4108 nucleotides long. It is a transcript of the gene TRAPPC9, whose product is annotated as trafficking protein particle complex 9. The transcript is spliced from 22 exons. Bases 11 to 3457 code for a protein of 1148 amino acids. The record is from RefSeq and is a predicted model, not a curated record. Gene Ontology annotation, cellular component: trans-Golgi network. NCBI's taxonomy places the organism in Eukaryota, Metazoa, Chordata, Mammalia, Primates, Indriidae.